Molecule: messenger RNA, 2901 nt
Organism: Nelumbo nucifera (sacred lotus)
Lineage: Eukaryota; Viridiplantae; Streptophyta; Magnoliopsida; Proteales; Nelumbonaceae
Biological process (GO): regulation of mRNA stability
Cellular component (GO): nucleus; cytoplasm
Molecular function (GO): poly(A) binding
Source: RefSeq, a predicted model, not a curated record
CAAAAACGUAUAUGGCUCGUGCCUCACUUUUCUUAUUUCUUUCGACCCUCAAGGCCUCGAGGCCCUCGACUCUCUCUCCCCCCUCCCUCUUUCUACGUAUCAGCAUUCUUCAGCACCAGCAGGGCAUUAAUCGGUGCAGGGAGACAAACACAGUUGAGGAAGUUGAUGGAUGUGAAGAAACGGAUUUGGUGAUGGAAGAUUUGGAUCGAGCUGAUGAACAGACAUUUAGGGUUAAUUUCAGUGGGGGUGGAGUGGUAAAGCUGCGAGAGAGAGUGAAGGAAAAGCUGAAAGAGUUCAUGGGGGACUACACCGAUGACACUCUCGUGGAAUAUGUCAUUGUUUUACUCAGAAAUGGCAGGCAUAAAGGAGAGGCGAGGAAUGAGCUGAAUGUAUUUUUGGGGGAUGAUAGCGAUUCUUUUGUAUCCUGGCUCUGGGAUCAUCUCUCUUCAAACUUACAUCUAUAUGUACAACCUGGAGAAACUUGUCAAGAUGAAGUGACUAAGACAAAGCCUGUAUUGGUUGAACAGACAGAAAGAUAUGAUCCUAAGGAUCUAGAUUCUGAAUCUGAAAGGGAGAACUUAACCAAGGAACCUAGAAGCCGACGGAAUAGGGAAUGGAAAGGACUAGUGAGAGAUGUAGCUGAGCCCCCUCCUCUUCGAAGCUCAGAGAUUGGUGAUUUUCACUCAGGCAAGAAGACUCACGGAGGAUCUGGUCGUAAUAAACGAUCACACUCUCCCAGACCUUCACACCCAAGAAAACGGAAUCGACAAGAUGAUCGGCAGCCAACAAAGAGAGAGCUAAACUCCCAUCCAACCAUUGAUGCCCCUCGCCGGUUGCUUCAAUUUGCUGUGCGAGAUGCAGUUGGGACUUUAAGGCCAUCAAAUGCAAGAACAGAGUCAGCAUCAAAACGUCUUCUUUCUGUGGUUUCAACAUCCACAGGAGAUUCGUCCUUGGGUGAUACAUCACAGAGGAUAAGAUCGGUUGCAAGAGUACCAAGUACAAUGAAAAGUGCAAUUAAAGCAGCAGCAGAAGCUGCUGAAGAUGUAACAAAGGUUAAAUGUUCAGGAAAUGUAUUCAACCGACUGGGACGGGGUACGAAUGUGUCAGGGGCAACAGUUCAAGCAUCAGGGUAUGAAAUACCUACUUUGGAGAACAGAGAAUAUAGAGAUCUUGACCAAGUUGGAGGAGUGGCUGACUCAGAUUAUAUGCAAAGACAUGAUUAUGGUGAACUGACAGGGAAUAUGGCAAUGUUGGACAGGGGAGCUGUCUUGACAUCUGAUUCUGUAUCUGAUAAUGAUGGUUAUGAUGAUGUUGUGGAUCACAGGGUUAUAAAUGCUUCUCAGACUGAUACAUCUGUUGGAGACAAGGAUGGAGAUUCACUGAUGGUGCAGUACAGAGUAGCUAAAAAUACAGAUGAAGCUGCGAGGAAAACACGAAUGAAAGAUCAGGAUCCAUCUUUGGCAGCAAACACUUCUCGUAAGAUUGUGAAGAUCUCGGUGAAUGUAAAUACAUGGAAACCACCACACUAUGAGGCUCCAGGGGAGGUUAGAGACACAGAGUAUAGGAAAACAGCACAUGACAGCGGGGUGGGUGAAGUUAAGCCUGGUAUUCGGUUAAUGAAAGAGAAGAACAAUGUUGCAGCUAGUAUUGAGAAUGAAUCACCUACUAUGCAGGCUCCUCAGGAAUCUCAAAAGACUGUGCCCCCUGCCACUUGUUCAUAUUCUACCAGUCAUCCUUCGGAGGAUGCUGAUUCUAGGACCAUCUUUGUCAGCAAUGUUCAUUUUGCUGCCACCAAGGAUACCCUUUCUCGACAUUUCAACAAGUGUGGUGAAGUUCUUAAGGUUAUUAUAGUGACUGAUGCAGCAACAGGGCAACCAAUAGGGUCGGCCUAUGUGGAGUUCAUGCGGAAGGAGGCAGCGGAGCUUGCACUGUCUCUAAAUGGAACCUCUUUUAUGUCACGCAUUCUGAAGGUUGUGAUGAGGACCUCUGCUCAUCAAGAAGCUGCUCCCACGACUUGGCCCCGAAUGGCACGAGCCUUACCAUUUGCUGCUAGGCUUGCCAGGGUUCCAUUUCCCAGAGGCAUGCCAGGUGCAUUCRGGGCCCGCCUCCCAAUUAAAACAGGUGCUCGGAGCUUGCAGUGGAAGCGAGAUGCUCCAGUGACUACAACUGGUGAGGGUGCUGUUAAUGUUCAGAAUGGAGUGACACCCUCCAGCAAUGUACCUUCUCCAACUGGUCGGAAUCUCACAUAUGUUCGAACAGAGCCUAAACCAAGUGGUAGUUCGGGUCCAGCUUAGUUCAACAUUGUUCUGGGGCAUCAUGCAACCUUUUCUUGGCAAGCCAAAUUGAGUCCCAUUACCAUUACCCAGCCCGGAUUGAUAUAAACUUGGAAAGCAGCAGACUCACAUCAGAGUUUUUCCCAGCCAGCCAAAAUGAGUCCCAUUACCAUUACCAUUACCCAACCUUUUCUUGUGGUGGAAGUGAAUGAAGAAGGGCGGAGGCGAUGUCUCUCUUUCAAUUUUUUUUGUUUUUUUGGGGAUCCAGGAAAAAUAGAAGGAUAUCUUGAUGGUUGUCAUUUUGUUUAUUUAUUUUUUUCUAUGUGAAUUGUUUUCCACUUUUCCCCGAGGCCCGGGCAAGUGCUGAGAGCGGUGUAGAAAGAUAUGUGAAUAUGGAGGGAAGUAGUCCCCGGGAAAUUGGAGACAUUCUUCAUGCAUUCAUGCCUUUGAUGUGUGAAAGCCCCUUGGUUGUUCAUCUGCGAAACCACAGCUUAGCUUGUGUCUGCUUUAUUUGGCAAGGAUACAUUCACCCAUCCACCCUGUAUACCCCCAAUAUCAGCAUGUUUAAUAUUAUCUUGUUAGAUGAAAUUUCGUUACUAUUCUCCAAUAAAAAAAAGAAUAUGGUACA